This is a messenger RNA of Tetranychus urticae (two-spotted spider mite), 732 nucleotides long. RefSeq names its product small ribosomal subunit protein mS37. Gene Ontology annotation, biological process: mitochondrial translation. The record is from RefSeq and is a predicted model, not a curated record. Gene Ontology annotation, cellular component: nucleoplasm; mitochondrion; mitochondrial ribosome. Gene Ontology annotation, molecular function: RNA binding. NCBI's taxonomy places the organism in Eukaryota, Metazoa, Arthropoda, Arachnida, Trombidiformes, Tetranychidae.
UCUGUUGGAAAAUAUAUUCAAUUCUAGGUUUUCCGAAUAACAUGUCUUUCUGAAAUUGUUUGUAUUGUUUUGAAUUGUGACUUUCAGUUAAAUCGCGAAUUUAACUGUUUAUAGUUAACUUAUCAACGUUCAAGCGAUUCACCUCAGGGUCGGUAUUUUUUUGUUUCUAGAUUUAUUUGGCCUAUGUGUAAUCUCUUUCAAACAUGGUGCGUUUGACCGAAUCACUCAACUAUAUGAGACCUCAAUGGGGACUGAAUAAACGAUGGAGAAACAGAAGGCAUCCGUUCAACCCUGAUCUCAUUCUACCUCAUCCAGUUGAACGUACACCUCUUAGAUGCCGAAAUAAAGUCAUCCCUCGCAAAAGUCAAGAAGAUGACGUUGUUUGCAUCAAAGAAAUGUUGAAUCUUUUUGCUUGUAUGAAAGCAAAUGAAUUGAAUGAAAAUGAAUGUCCCAAAGAAUUAGCAGCUUUUCAAAAAUGCUAUUCCAAUUACAUUACUGAAUGGACGGCAAAACAAAAGAUUCAAGAUCCAACAGAACCAAUACCUGGUCAAACUAAAUUAACAUCCCACCAAGUUAAUGUAAUGUUAAAACGCUAUCCCCAAAAGAUUGAUAUUUAGUUAGUUUAUUGUAAUUUUUGAAUUUAAUUUGCUCGAUUGGCAAUCUUAGAACAAGGCUAAUCACACGAAUACACUUUCGUUACUUAGAUUAUAUCAAUUAAAAAUUUGAGCCAAA